GGGAGACCAGAUAUAGUGAAUGCAGGGUCCGGGGAGACCAGAUAUAGUGAAUGCAGGGUCCAGGGAGACCAGAUAUAGUGAAUGCAGGGUCCGGGGAGACCAGAUAUAGUGAAUGCAGGGUCCUGGGAGACCAGAUAUAGUGAAUGCAGGGUCCGGGGAGACCAGAUAUAGUGAAUGCAGGGGUCCGGGGAGACCAGAUAUAGGGAAUGCAGGGUCCGGGGAGACCAGAUUCAGUGAAUGCAGGGUCCGGGGAGACCAGAUAUAGUGAAUGCAGGGUCCGGGGAGACCAGAUAUAGUGAAUGCAGGGUCCGGGGAGACCAGAUAUAGUGAAUGCAGGGUCCGGGG
This is a messenger RNA of Staurois parvus, 345 nucleotides long. Lineage: Eukaryota; Metazoa; Chordata; Amphibia; Anura; Ranidae. The record is from the annotation of a GenBank genome assembly.